AUGGGCGCGUAUAGGCGCAGUGCGUGGCAUAAAAGUUGGCACCACCGUUCGACCAUGUACUGGGCCGCUUCGUGGACGUUCUGGGCCAAGCUGAUGCUGAUUCACGUCAGCUACAUAUCGAUCGGUGCGGUACGGAACGGGGACUGGGCAGUGAUAAGCAGCAAUGAGUGGCGUCCACCGGAACCGAACCCAUGGUCACCGCUGGCCGGAACCGCUGACAACCCGGUGACAUUGUUGACAAGUUCGCUAGAUCAUGCCGCUCGGGGCAGUGGCUCAUCCGCCCAGCUAAGGUUAGACGGUUCGCGGGUCGAUACGGGCACGAGCGUGACAAACUUCUACCAGCCCGAGCACGGUGGCCCGUUGCAACGCACCACGGUGGAAAAACAUUUCCGGUUCCGGCGUGAUUUGAGCGAAGCGCAAAGUACGUCACUGCACCAUACAUUACGGUCGGUGCGAGCGUGGGCAGACCCAUUGUCUGCCGGCACCAUUUGCCAAGAUCCUGGAUCGAUGGACGGAAAUUGCACCACAAGCCGGGAGCGGUCACCAACGCUAAUGACCGGUGCAAGCAACACCACCACCACCGCCAGCACCGGGGACGAGCUGCUGGUGCCGUUACCACCGUACCGUAACGUCACCGCGAACGAGUCCGCGUUCGGGAUGGGGAAGGAGCUGGAAUUAGGCACACUCCAGUCACCGCUCGAGGGUAAUCACACCGCCCACAGCAACGCGGCCGUGAAUCUGAACGACCACAAUGACGCGCUGUGCGACGACGAUGCCGAUCAGAUGGAGUACAACGAAAACUGCUUCAUCGAUCACAACGUUACAUGCGUCGGGGAUCCGGACUUCUGCAAUCUCACGUACGGCGAGUACCGACAGCUGCUGAUGGAUUACAUCUACCCUUCGACGGGCGAAUGGAUUCUCAUCGCCUCGCACACCGUUGUCUUUCUCAUGGGAUUGGUCGGCAAUGCGCUGGUAUGCAUCGCGGUCUACACCAACCAUACGAUGCGCACCGUGACAAACAUCUUCAUCGUCAACCUGGCCGUGGCCGACUUCUUCGUCAUACUGUUCUGUCUGCCACCGACCGUCGUGUGGGACGUGACGGAAACGUGGUUCAUGGGGAAGGCGAUGUGCAAGGUGGUAAUCUACUUUCAGACCGUUUCGGUGACAGUUUCGGUGCUAACGCUGACAUUCAUCUCGAUCGAUCGAUGGUAUGCGAUAUGCUUCCCUCUGCGCUACAAACCGAGACCCGAACGUGCCUGGCGCUCGAUUGCCGUCAUUUGGCUCAUUGGCUUCCUGUCGGACCUGCCCGAGUUCCUGGUGCUGACAACGAGACGCAAAAAGUUGCGCUUCGACAUCAAACUUUUCACCCAAUGUGUCGCAACGUGGGACAACGAGACGGAAAAAACUUUCUACAUCGUCAAGUUUGUGCUGCUCUACACCGUCCCGCUGCUAUUCAUGACCGGAGCCUAUUUCCAAAUCGUGCGCGUACUGUGGCGCUCGGACACCAUACCCGGCCACCGGGAAUCCCGCAAUCAGCCGUGUGGCAUGCACAGCACCAGGACGACACUCAACUGCGUGGGUAACACUAGCACCAUGGGACAGCUGCGAGCACGCCGGAAAGCAGCGAAAAUGUUGGUAGCAGUGGUGAUCAUGUUCGCCGGUUGCUAUUUUCCCGUGCACAUGCUAAACGUCGCAAGGUAUACUAUCGAUAUUGGACAGAGUGAUAUCGUGGCUGUGCUAUCAUUAUUUUCUCACUGGCUCUGCUACGCAAACAGUGCCGUUAACCCUGUGAUCUACAACUUCAUGAGCGGCAAAUUCCGACGCGAGUUUAAAAAUGCACUGGAAAAGUGUCGCUGUCUGAGAAGCUCGCACGCGUACGGUGGCCGCGUCGGUGGUUACGAUGAUCGUUCGCUCUGCCAUACGGCCACGCGCUUGAACGUGAGCCCCAGCACUAGAAGCAAUUACCAUUUGGCCAGUGUAAGAGUUGCCAGAUUUAAGCAACACACCCAGCAGACGUCAUUCAAUGGCAGCCGCCAUCAGCAUGGUCGCAACAGCAUCAAUCAUCCGGGCAGUUUGCAGCCACAGAUCUCACCGAUCUCCGUCGAGGAACGGUUGGCGCUCACCAAAAGCCUGGACGGUGAAACGCUACAGCUGACGAGCCGGAACAAUUCGUCCACGCUGGGCGGCAAUAAUGGCAACGGUUUGGGGCAUGGAAAACCCGCCAGCAAUGGUAGCGGUGCCGGCAAUGGCACCCAGUCCAUGCACCACCACCAUCAUCAUCAUCGGUCUCAUCAACAGCAGCAGCAGCAACAUCACCACAAACAGCACGGCGAACAAAUGCGACCAGAUGGUGACGUUCUGGUCGAUGAAGAUGGUGCCGGUACGCAGGAACAAUCUGUCACCGGGCCAACGACCAUGCUAAUGAUAGUGAAUAAGUCGAGCAAUUGUAAAAUCGGUGGCACUUGA
Anopheles marshallii is the source of this 2466-nucleotide messenger RNA. RefSeq names its product neuropeptide SIFamide receptor-like. NCBI's taxonomy places the organism in Eukaryota, Metazoa, Arthropoda, Insecta, Diptera, Culicidae. Gene Ontology annotation, cellular component: membrane. Gene Ontology annotation, biological process: G protein-coupled receptor signaling pathway; feeding behavior. The record is from RefSeq and is a predicted model, not a curated record. Gene Ontology annotation, molecular function: orexin receptor activity. The transcript is spliced from 9 exons. The coding region runs from base 1 to 2466 and encodes 821 amino acids.